This is a messenger RNA of Saimiri boliviensis boliviensis (Bolivian squirrel monkey), 4228 nucleotides long. It is a transcript of the gene TBC1D8, whose product is annotated as TBC1 domain family member 8. The record is from RefSeq and is a predicted model, not a curated record. NCBI's taxonomy places the organism in Eukaryota, Metazoa, Chordata, Mammalia, Primates, Cebidae.
UGCGCUGGGUGCGCGGGGCGAGCGCGCCCGCUGUGCUCCGCGGGCUUCCAGAGCUCUGGGCGCUGGCCGGGCUGCGGUCCCCGCGCGCCUUCGCCGCCUCUUCUCAAGUGGGCUUGGCCCACAGCGGCCGGCGGUCGGGGAGAUGUGAGCCGGGGCCGGCGGGCGCGGCCGGACCGUCGCGAUGUGGCUCAAGCCCGAGGAGGUGCUGCUGAAGAAUGCGCUGAAGCUCUGGGUGACCCAGAAGAGCAGCUGCUACUUCAUCCUGCAGCGGCGCCGCGGGCACGGCGAGGGGGGCGGCCGCCUCACCGGUCGCCUGGUCGGCGCUCUGGAUGCAGUGUUGGACUCCAAUGCACGAGUUGCUCCAUUCCGAAUUCUGCUUCAAGUUCCCGGCUCUCAGGUUUAUUCUCCCAUAGCAUGUGGUGAGUUACUGAAUGGAUCAGACGUUUACUGGGCCAUAGCCACUGGUGCAACAUUAGAGGAAAUAAACCAGCACUGGGACUGGCUGGAGCAAAAUCUCCUCCACACCUUGUCCGUCUUUGAUAAUAAAGAUGACAUUGCCAGUUUUGUCAAAGGGAAGGUAAAGGCUCUGAUAGCCGAGGAGACCAGCAGCAGGCUCGCUGAGCAGGAAGAAGAACCUGAGAAGUUCCGAGAAGCCCUGGUGAAGUUCGAGGCCAGGUUCAACUUCCCUGAGGCGGAGAAGCUGGUCACCUACUACUCCUGCUGCUGCUGGAAGGGCAGGGUGCCCCGCCAGGGCUGGCUGUACCUCAGCAUCAACCAUCUCUGCUUCUACUCCUUCUUCCUGGGCAAGGAACUUAAACUUGUAGUUCCGUGGGUUGAUAUCCAGAAAUUAGAAAGAACGUCCAAUGUCUUUCUGACGGAUACCAUCCGAAUCACCACACAGAAUAAGGAACGCGACUUCUCCAUGUUCCUGAACCUGGAUGAGGUGUUUAAGGUCAUGGAGCAGCUGGCCGACGUGACGCUGCGAAGGCUGCUGGAUAAUGAGGUCUUUGACCUUGACCCCGAUCUGCAGGAGCCGAGCCAGAUCACCAAGAGGGACCUGGAAGCCAGAGCACAGAAUGAGUUCUUCCGGGCUUUCUUCAGGUUGCCCAGGAAGGAGAAGCUGCAUGCGGUUGUGGACUGCUCGCUCUGGACGCCAUUCAGUCGCUGUCAUACUGCGGGGCGGAUGUUCACCUCUGACAGCUACAUCUGCUUUGCCAGCAGAGAAGAUGGCUGCUGUAAGGUGGUCCUGCCACUCAGAGAGGUGGUGAGCAUUGAGAAGAUGGAGGACACGAGCCUGCUGCCGCACCCCAUCAUCGUCAGCAUCAGAAGCAAGGUGGCCUUCCAGUUCAUCGAGCUCCGGGACCGGGACAGCUUGGUGGAGGCGCUGCUCGUGAGGCUGAAGCAGGUCCAUGCUAACCACCCUGUGCACUACAAUACCUCUGCGGAUGAUGACAUGGCUUCACCAGUGUUUCAUUCAACAAGCAUGUGCAGUGACCACAGGUUUGGGGAUCUUGAAAUGGUAUCUUCUCAAAAUAGCGAGGAGAGUGAAAAAAAGAAGAGCCCGUUGCUGCACCCUGACGCCCUCUUCACCGCCUUCCAGCAGUCAGGCAGCCAGAGCCCUGACUCCCGAAUGUCCAGAGAACAGAUAAAAAUAAGCCUGUGGAAUGACCACUUCGUGGAAUAUGGCAGAACUGUGUGUAUGUUUCGCACAGAGAAGAUUCGGAAGCUUGUAGCCAUGGGCAUCCCUGAGUCUUUACGUGGGAGACUCUGGCUUCUCUUCUCAGAUGCUGUGACAGAUCUUGCUUCGCACCCUGGAUACUACGGGAAUCUGGUGGAGGAGUCCCUGGGGAAGUGCUGCCUGGUAACUGAGGAGAUAGAGCGAGACCUGCACCGCUCCCUGCCAGAACACCCUGCCUUCCAGAAUGAAACAGGAAUCGCUGCUUUGAGGAGAGUCUUGACGGCCUAUGCCCACCGGAACCCCAGGAUUGGAUACUGCCAGUCCAUGAACAUCCUGACCUCUGUGCUGCUGCUGUAUGCCAAGGAGGAGGAAGCCUUCUGGCUGCUGGUUGCCGUGUGUGAGCGGAUGCUGCCUGAUUACUUCAACCACCGAGUGAUCGGGGCGCAAGUGGACCAGUCUGUCUUCGAGGAGCUCAUCAAGGGUCACCUCCCGGAGCUGGCGGAGCACAUGAAUGACCUCUCAGCCCUGGCAUCCGUCUCUCUGUCUUGGUUCCUGACCCUAUUCCUCAGCAUCAUGCCUCUAGAGAGUGCGGUGAAUGUGGUAGAUUGCUUCUUCUACGACGGCAUCAAAGCCAUCUUCCAGCUGGGACUGGCUGUGCUUGAGGCCAACGCGGAGGACCUGUGCAGCAGCAAGGAUGAUGGCCAGGCCUUGAUGAUCCUCAGCAGGUUUCUAGAUCACAUUAAGAACGAGGACAGCCCAGGGCCCCCAGUUGGCAGCCACCAUACCUUUUUCUCUGAUGACCAGGAGCCCUACCCUGUGACUGACAUUGCGGACCUGAUCCGGGAUUCCUAUGAGAAAUUUGGAGACCAGUCUGUGGAGCAGAUCGAGCACCUGCGCUACAAGCACAGAAUCAGGGUCCUUCAAGGCCACGAGGACACCACAAAGCAGAAUGUGCUUCGAGUCGUUAUCCCGGAAGUCUCAAUUCUUCCUGAGGACCUGGAGGAGCUCUAUGACUUAUUCAAGAGAGAACACAUGAUGAGCUGUUACUGGGAGCAGCCCAGGCCUGUGGCCCUACGACACGACCCCAGCCGGCCCUAUGCCGAGCAGUACCGCAUAGACGUCCGGCAGUUUACACACCUGUUUCAGCUAGUCUCACCCUGGACCUGCGGGGCCCACACGGAGAUCCUUGCUGAAAGGACGUUCAGGCUCCUGGAUGACAACAUGGACCAACUCAUCGAAUUCAAAGCGUUUGUGAGCUGCCUUGAUAUUAUGUAUAAUGGAGAAAUGAAUGAGAAAAUUAAACUAUUAUACAGGCUUCAUAUCCCUCCAGCACUCACUGAAAAUGACCGAGACAGCCAGUCGCCAUUAAAGAAUCCUCUGUUGUCAACAUCAAGACCCCUGGUUUUCGGGAAACCCAAUGGUGGUGCAGUUGAUUACCAGAAACAGUUGAAGCAGAUGAUUAAGGAUUUAGCCAAAGAAAAAGAUAAGACUGAGAAGGAAUUGCCCAAAAUGAGCCAGAGAGAAUUUAUCCAGUUCUGUAAAACACUGUACAGCAUGUUUCAUGAAGAUCCAGAAGAAAAUGACUUGUACCAAGCCAUCGCCACGGUCACCACGCUGCUGCUACAGAUUGGGGAGGUGGGGCAGCGAAGCAGCAGCUCUGGAAGCUGCUCCCAGGAGUGUGGGGAGGAGCUGCGGGCCUUAGCUCCUUCUCCUGAGCAGGACUCAGUUUUUGCGGACACUGGGAAAACUCCUCAGGACUCCCAGGUGUUUCCAAGGGAGGCAGAAGGGGACUGGACUGUCUCCCUUGAACAUAUUUUAGCUUCACUUCUGACUGAACAGUCAUUAGUAAACUUUUUUGAAAAGCCACUAGACAUGAAAUCCAAACUUGAAAAUGCCAAGAUCAAUCAGUACAAUCUUAAAACUCUUGAAAUGAGCCAAUCACAGUCUGAACUUAAGCUGAGUAAUUUGUAGCAAGAUAGCUGCUAUGCACACUGGAGUUGGCCAUACCAAAGCACGGACCAGACUGUUUCUUGGGGUCAGCCCUAAACUCAGAUUUCAGUCUACUUUACAAAUGGGGCAUCUGGAUAAACAACCCGACAAACUGGCCAGGCAGGUGAACCGACGCAAUCCUCAAGCAUUUCUAUAUAUUCUUUGAUUGUCAGUGUGCUAGGGUACCCAUCAGUUCCCUUGAUGCUUAGUUUUUGCCAGAUUUGCUGAAAUGGGCACUUCUGUGAUGCUAGUGUGAUUUUGCGCUCAGAUGAACACAAUUCAUGUGUCAUGCUAAGAAGCAAGAAAAGCCCCAUGCUUUUUUUUCACUUGGAAUGACAAUAGGAGAGGUCAAGAAUCAAGUUCGCGUUCAAGAUCUAAGGGAGUCCACUAUCUGUGCAAUUGUAUUUGGCUUUUUUUGCACUAAUUGUUUCAAUGCUGGUAAUUGAAACCAUUUUAAUAUUUGGUUGUAUUCACUUUAUAUGUCCUUCCAAAAAUGUUGUGUACAAACCAUGCUUUCAAUGUUGGCUUCCAAGUUUUUUAAUAAGACACUUUUUGUAUUUA